AUUUUUUUUUUUUCUCCUAAAGUCGGAGCAAGCACAACAUGAAGAAAUGCAUAUGGUACCAGAAGAGGAAUUAUUCAAGUCAGUGGACAGAAUGGCCGUAGUUUAUCACAUGGAUGAUGAAAAACAGCACCCUAAAAAGAUGUCUGUAUCGGAUGAUUUGCCUGAUGAGUUCUUUGAGAUUACAGUUGAUGAUGUCAGGAAGAGAUUUGCUCAACUUAAAAGUGAAAGGCAGCUGCUUGAAGAAGCACCACUCUUGACAAAAGCAACAAGGGAGUCCAAGAUGAGAGAGAAGUUGAUACGUUACCCAAAGAUUAUAGUUAGAGUGCAGUUCCCUGACAGGCAUGUUUUACAAGGAUUCUUUCGUCCACUUGAAACAGUUGGGGCUCUUGAGGAAUUUAUUAAAGAGCAUCUUAAUAAUCCAGGACUCUCAUUUUAUUUAUUUGUUGCACCUCCGAAACUGGUUCUGGAUGACCCUGCAGCUACACUCUUCAAAGUAAGUUAA
Erpetoichthys calabaricus (reedfish) is the source of this 502-nucleotide messenger RNA. Its product is annotated as tether containing UBX domain for GLUT4. Lineage: Eukaryota; Metazoa; Chordata; Cladistia; Polypteriformes; Polypteridae. The record is from RefSeq and is a predicted model, not a curated record. The coding region runs from base 47 to 502 and encodes 151 amino acids. The transcript is spliced from 6 exons.